Molecule: messenger RNA, 1452 nt
Organism: Glycine soja
Lineage: Eukaryota; Viridiplantae; Streptophyta; Magnoliopsida; Fabales; Fabaceae
Exons: 3
Coding region: 1-1452 (483 amino acids)
Source: RefSeq, a predicted model, not a curated record
AUGGCCAACACAAUACUUGAUCAGGGAGGUUGCACGAACCUAUGGCCAUUCAGAGUGGACGAGCUAAGAGAUUCGAAGCAAUUGGUGAAGAAACUGAGCAUCCCCCAAGACACGAAGCAAUUCGUAUUCGCGCUGCGUGAUCCCCAUACCCAAUCAAUCAUUUACAUUCUCUCCUCUCUCAAUUUAUCGGAGCGAUCAGCCUCCGAUGCCACGUGUCUCAUCAAGGAGAUCAAACCCGACGCCGUUUUGGUGCAAGCCGCCGUUUCCCCCUUCUCCGAGCUUCAGUCCGAAGAGGACUCCGUUCCGGUACCAACCUCUUCUUUCGGGGUAAUCAAACGUUGUUUUCUUGAUAAAAUUGGUAGGGACAUGUACGAGAGUGUUGCAUGUAACUUUGUGUUGAGGGAGAUUUUCGGGACCAGUUUUCAUGGUCCCUUGUUGGCUGCUAAGAGGGCUGCUGAGGAUGUUGGAUCUUCGUUUCUUGUUAUAGAGUCUCCUUCUUCUUGGGGUAAUAGUAAUAAUAGUGAUAGUGAUAGCAACUCCUAUAGGGGGAGUCAUUUUCGGAGUCUUAUUAAUAGUUUGGUUCCUAAGCAGCAUGCUGCUUCUUGGGCUCCUUCGGCUUUGAAGAGGUUUUCUCUUGAUAAGGAACUUAGGAUGAUGUUGGCCAAGGCUUUAUCUGGUUCUUUGGAUCCACUUUUGCUUAGUAGUGGUGCUAAUGCUGGUUCUGUUUUGGAGAAGGGUAAUGAGGAAAUUCAGCCAUCGAAUAGUUAUGAGACCCCUGGUUUUGCCAGGUCUAUUUAUGCUUUGCUUGAGGAUUUGUAUAGUAUAUUUGGUGAUCUUCCGUCGCUUGGGAAGGCACUGGCACAUGUGCAGAAGAUGCUGUUGGAUGUGAAUAGAGGGGAGGGGUUGAGGCCGAGUAAUAGGAAAGGUGCUGCAAAGUCAGAUAACAUUGAGUUCUCGGAGAUUCCGGCUGAUGACAAGUUGCACACUCUCUUUGCGCAGGCCAUUCGGAGUCAGACUGAUAAGUUUAAGACCAUUGUGGCGGUGGUAGAUGCUAUUGCCUUGGCUGGUCUUAGGAAGCACUGGGAUACUCCUCUUCCUGUUGAAGUCAAAGAGUUGGUUGGAGAGCUGAUCACAAAUUCUGAGGUCAAAGGGGUUAUGAUGAAUCAUAGUGAGAAGAAGUGGUUAUUAACAGAUAAACCUAUGGUGGCAGUAGGGGCUGGAGCGACAGCAGUUUUUGGAGCUUCAUCACUGACCAAAGUAGUCCCUGCAUCAACACUGGUGAAGGUUAUCACUUUCAAAAUUCCAACUUCACUCAAAAUCAGUCUCAGCCAGAUGCAGAAAGUGCUGGCUUUUGCCUUUGGCCAUUAUAAAGUUGUGGCUCCAGGGAUUGCGACUUCAGGAGCCAAAACAUCUGGCAUCAUGGAGGCAGCAGUAUCUGCUGAAAAGAUUUGA